This is a messenger RNA of Leptonychotes weddellii (Weddell seal), 1200 nucleotides long. RefSeq lists its product as uncharacterized. NCBI's taxonomy places the organism in Eukaryota, Metazoa, Chordata, Mammalia, Carnivora, Phocidae. The record is from RefSeq and is a predicted model, not a curated record.
CCCGCCCGGCUUCCCGGCUCUCACUUUCCUCCCACCCGGUUCGCGGCGCUCGGGAGCCAGGCGGGGAUGGAGCCGAGUUGCUCCCGCCGGACCAGCCUGCCCCCUCCUCUUCCAGCCCCGGCGUCCCUGCCCUGGCUUGCUCGAAGCACUGUCUCCUUGGAGAACGCUGGAAGAAGCCCCUUCCCCGGGCAGAAGCUUUUCCUGUCAACAGCUUUUCUUUCCCCGGCAUGGAACUCAUCGCAGAAGCAAAACCGAUGAGGGGCCACAUCCGGCUUAUCCUCCACGCUCAGUUAAUAACCAGCAAAGCAAAGAAUGAAGAACAGGACGAAGAAUUCAUCGAGCUCCUCGGCCUUCCCCUGGACUCCUACCCACCUGUGAUUCCCUCUUCCUGGAGGUUUCUAUUUGCUCCUCAGACUGAGGAAACUGUUAAGCUGAACAAGUAUCUUUGUUUGGAGAUUGUAUCUGCGUCCUUCACCACAGGGUGUCAUUUUCCUCCAUCUCUCCAGCCAGGCAUUCCUCAACUGCCAGAGCUGCGCACCUCAGCUCUUGAAGUGGUGGAGCCUGGCGUCCUGGACAGAGAGCAAAAGCUCCAAUGUAAUCUCGCCUUCUUUCAGGGCCGCUGACCAGAGGGAACAACAACAACAAAAAAGCACUGAUUGGGCUCUCCUGAUGCAGACCAGCCAGUGGCUCUGUAGUUUCCUUCUGUGUUUAAAAUUCCUUAUCUGGCCUUGCUAGCAAAUCAGCAAGCCUGCAGGUCAAUGCGGGAUUAUCUCCAGAGCUGGUGCUUCAAAGAGAUCGGUGCACACCAUUCCCCUGGGUCAGAUAGCUGUGUCGGCAAGAGGCGAGAGGCCCCGCGUAAUUGGGAGCACUCAGCUCCACACAUAACACAACCCAUUAGCUGUUUUUUAAAAGCAAGGUUUCUUUUUAUUUCUUCCCAUUAUAAAGUGAAUCAGUGCUCAUUAUUAGAAAAUCUGGCAAAAAAACAAAAAAUGGAAAGAAAAAAAUUCCUUAACGAUUUAGCAUAUUUGAUAGGUCUUGCUUUAAGUCUUUUACUAGGUUACUUCUUCAAUAGUUGUGAUUAUAUACGUUUUGCAAUAAGUAUAAAUUUGUAUUCUGGCUUUUUUUAAUUUAAAAAUAGAAUAGGAAUAUUUCCCUGAUUUUUUACAUUCUUGGAUAAAUAAAAUUUCCAUGGUAGCAUAA